ACAGGUCCAUUACUCCUAUUCAAGAAUCUUCUCAUUCUCUCUCCCUGGACUGGACCGACAUAACAUUACCUCACAAUCUCAUCUUAGGACAUCAAGGUCCAAAGCAAAAGGGAAAACAAAAGUGUAGUAGCCGCAUUGGUAAGUAACCGCGUUGCAUUGCCUGCACCAAGACAAAGGAGAAACAUAAGAAAAUAACUUAGCUUAGUCGGUUUAGUUUCAAUACUUAGAAAAGUGAAAACUCUUGCCAUUUUCACAUCUGGGUUAGAGAGAGAUAGUAGAAAUGGGUUACUCCAGAAAACUGGUUUCUCUCACAUUGUUAGUAGUGUUGCUGGUGACAUGUGUUAGUGGAGAAGACCCUUAUAGGUUCUACACUUGGAAUGUUACCUAUGGAGAUAUCUAUCCUCUUGGGGUUAAACAACAGGGUAUAUUGAUAAAUGGGCAGUUCCCAGGGCCACAAAUUGAUUCUGUAACCAAUGAUAACUUGAUCGUCAAUGUUUUCAAUAGCUUGAAUGAGCCUUUCCUUUUCACUUGGAAUGGGGUGUUUCAGAGGAGGAAUUCAUGGCAGGAUGGAGUAUUUGGUACUAACUGUCCAAUCCCACCUGGACAGAACUUCACUUAUGUUCUUCAAGUGAAGGAUCAGAUUGGUAGCUACUUCUACUUUCCUUCGCUUGCAUUCCACAGGGCAGCAGGGGGUUACGGUGGCAUCAAAAUCGCGAGCCGCCCGUUGAUUCCAGUACCUUUCCCUCCUCCGGCCGGAGAUUUCACCAUAUUGGCAGGAGACUGGUACAAGAGAAAUCACACUGAUCUGAGGGCCAUUCUAGAUAGUGGAAGUGACCUUCCUUUUCCUGAUGGGCUUCUCAUCAAUGGUCAUGGCUCCAAUGCUUACACCUUCAUGGUUAAUCAAGGCAAUACUUACAGAUUCCGGAUAUCAAAUGUUGGACUCACAACUUCCAUCAAUUUCAGAAUCCAAGGGCAUAAGCUGCUGCUAGUUGAGGUUGAAGGAAUCCACACGAUCCAGAACACUUAUGAUUCCCUUGACAUUCAUUUGGGGCAAAGUCUCUCUGUACUGGUCAUCGCUGAUCAACCACCGAAAGACUAUUAUAUCGUUGUCUCGACACGAUUCACUUCCCAGGUGUUGACUGCUACCUCCAUACUUCAUUACAGUAACUCAGCAGCAAGUGUUUCUGGUCCUCCCCCAGGAGGGCCAACAGUUCAAAUUGAUUGGUCUCUUGAACAAGCUCGCUCUUUCAGGAGGAAUCUGACAGCUAGUGGACCAAGGCCUAAUCCACAAGGAUCUUACCAUUAUGGUUUGAUAAACACAACCAGGACAAUUAGACUUCAAAACUCUGCACCAAUUAUCAAUGGAAAGCAGCGAUAUGCUGUCAAUAGUGUUUCCUUCAUCCCUCCUGAUACGCCACUUAAACUGGCUGAUCACUUCAAGAUCCCAGGAGUGUUCAGCCUCGGAAGCAUCCCGGACAGCCCCACCGGCAGCGGCGGUUACCUCCAGACUUCUGUCAUGGCUGCUGAUUUCCGCGACUUCAUAGAAGUUGUGUUUGAGAAUCCUGAAGACAGUGUGCAAUCAUGGCACAUUGAUGGCCACCACUUCUUUGUUGUAGGAAUGGAUGGAGGCCAAUGGUCAGAUGCAAGCAGGUUAAAUUACAAUUUGAGAGACACAAUAUCUCCUAGCACAAUUCAGGUGUAUCCGAAGUCAUGGACCGCGGUGUACAUGCCUUUGGACAAUGUGGGGAUGUGGAAUGUGAGAUCUGAGAACUGGGUUCGUCAGUACUUGGGACAGCAAUUUUACCUUCGUGUGUAUUCCCCUGCAAAUUCAUGGAGAGAUGAGUAUCCAAUACCAAGUAAUGCUCUACUGUGUGGUAGGGCUGUGGGCCAUCGAAUAUGAUAAAGGGAUUAGAAUCCUCCAAUGUCAAGUGAAAUCAUGACAAUGCUACCAAUAUUCACACGAGUCCUUCUGCUUCAUUUCCACUCAAGGCUUAACUCGAGCCAAUUUUUUGAUUUGCUUGCACCUCUCUAUCUUACUAGGCAUGUAACAUAGGUCAUAGAUUGCUCUUGAUUCUCACGUUAAAAUUAUGUACUCAUUGAUCCAUCAUGUGCGACAAGAGUUUUAUAUGUGAACUAUUCAUUAGUUUUUCUAUUA
Molecule: messenger RNA, 2155 nt
Organism: Lotus japonicus
Lineage: Eukaryota; Viridiplantae; Streptophyta; Magnoliopsida; Fabales; Fabaceae
Product: L-ascorbate oxidase homolog
Exons: 8
Coding region: 281-1900 (539 amino acids)
Molecular function (GO): copper ion binding; oxidoreductase activity
Source: RefSeq, a predicted model, not a curated record